This is a messenger RNA of Orcinus orca (killer whale), 668 nucleotides long. It is a transcript of the gene C7H2orf80, whose product is annotated as chromosome 7 C2orf80 homolog. The transcript has 7 exons. The record is from RefSeq and is a predicted model, not a curated record. NCBI's taxonomy places the organism in Eukaryota, Metazoa, Chordata, Mammalia, Artiodactyla, Delphinidae. Bases 91 to 630 code for a protein of 179 amino acids.
GCUUCUAGGUUCAGAGAGGCUGGGUCUUUCCAAAGGAAAACAGGUGCAGUGUAGCUGCAGAUACCUGCUCAGCUGGAUAAGCCUUUAAUCAUGGAAAGAAGGCUACUAAAGAAGGAAAUGAGAAAACUCCUGGGAGAUUAUAUUGGCAUCAGACUUCGGGAAAAUGAAUUUGACCCAAAAGGAAGAAGGCAACUCACCUUUCUAGAUGAUAUGGCACACUACGACUUGGCCAUCAAUGUUGCUCUGCAGUGGCUGGAUCACUCAGAAGACUUAACUUGGCUGAAGUGGGAGAAAGUGAAAAUGCCAUUUCGGGGUAGACCCAUAUAUCCAAACCACAGAGAACGAGAAGCAAUGAUUUUAUCGUCUUAUGCUGGAAUCUUAAUGAACAGCAUCCCAAUUGAGGAAGUCUUUAAAAUUUAUGGGGCUGAUUCUUCUACCAAUUCUGGUGCUACCAAGGUUCCCAGAGCUCCACCCUUCCACCUCUCCUUGCACCCUUUUGCCAUGUUAACAGCACCCAAAGCAGCAGAAUAUGCCCGCAAACAGAGUGUCAAGUUAAGAAGGGGAGCAACGAAUCAAAAUGCCACCAGCAGCUCUACAAAGGAAGCAAAUGUCACAGAAUGGAAACCAUAAAAUAAUUUAUCUUUGGACACACAGCCAAAGAACAAAGU